GGGCGCUCGGCAGACCCGGGGAGGGCGCGGGAGGAGGGGCCCCGCGGGCGGGGUCCCCCUCAUGGCUGGGCAGGCACCCACCGGCGCCCCGCAGAGCCUGCCGGCGCCCGCGCUCCUUUGAGCCCCUGACAGGUAUCGGAGGAACAUCUAUCUUUUUAUCUACUACUUAAUCCAGUUCUGUGGCCACUCAUGGAUAUUUACAAAUAUGACAGUCAGAUUCUUUUCAUUUGGAAAAGAUUCCAUGGUUGACACUUUUUAUGCCAUUGGACUUGUGAUGCGACUUUGCCAAUCCGUCUCCCUCUUGGAGUUGCUGCACAUAUGUGUUGGCAUUGAAUCGAACCAUCUUCUUCCCAGGUUCCUGCAGCUCACAGAGAGAAUAAUCAUCCUCUUUGUGGUGAUCACCAGUCAAGAGGAAGUCCAAGGGAAAUACGUGGUGUGUGUUUUAUUCUUCUUUUGGAAUCUAUUGGAUAUGGUUAGGUACACUUACAGCAUGCUUUCAGUCAUUGGAAUAUCCUACGCCAUCUUGACGUGGCUCAGUCAAACACUAUGGAUGCCCGUUUAUCCUUUGUGUGUUCUUGCUGAAGCAUUUGCCGUCUAUCAGUCACUGCCUUAUUUUGAAUCAUUUGGCACUUACUCCACAACGCUGCCCUUUGACUUAUCCAUCUAUUUCCCAUACGUGCUGAAAAUAUAUCUCAUGAUGCUCUUUAUAGGUAUGUAUUUUACCUACAGUCAUCUUUACUCCGAAAGAAGUGACAUGCUCAGAGUCUUCCCCAUUAAAAAGAAGAAAAUCUGAAGCACAGCAUUACAAUGCGACACAAGAAAAGACAGGCUUGUGGAUUCAGCGCAGCAAACACAAACCAGGAAGCAUUCUGGUGGGAAAAUACCUAGGAUUUGACAAAACCUGACAUGAAAUAAUUGCACUCCUCUCUAAAACUCUAGACAUAUCACAGCAGUCUAUGUUUCUCACACAUUGUAUUUUCAAAACAUAUACUCUGCACAACCUGCUUCACUAAAACUGUGGAUUUUAUACCAGUUACAUUUAUAUUGUGUGAAGCCCCAUUAUUUUCCUGUAAGGUUAAUGAGAAAUAGGAGAUUACCUGGAGUAGAUUCAAUUAAACCAAGAAACUGAAGUUGUUAACCUAAAUUACAUCUAUUUACAUUUAUUUCUUUUCACUUCUGAGUUCCCAAAUAGCAGCAGAUCUGUAGGAGGGGAGUGAUGUGGAAUAUGCUCUGCCGUAGUCUAGAGUAACAUAUUUUAUAGACAGAUGUCACUGUCCCCAGAGUUAACAUCCAACGUAAACAUUAGACACACUUAGAAAAUUAAACAUGUUUCUAAACCCUGAAAGAGUACUCAUUAAUAUUACACAAGUUAUUUGAGCUUUGAUGCUUUAAAAGAGGGCUCUGAUGAAAACAGAAAAAGACCUUUGGUAAUUAUACAAAUAAUGCCCCAUAUUCCUUUUUUUAAACAUAAUCAGGCCUUAUACAUACCUUACAGGAGGUAAAAGGUACAAAAACAUAGUAAAUCAUUUAAAAGAGGUAAGAAAAUUAAGGACUACUGACGUUUCAGAUUAUUUAUUCCUGAAUUAUUAUUGCUAAUUACUACAAAUCAUAUAUGUCAUCGCUUAUAGUCUUGAAAAAUGCUCCUUUCUUUGAAAAUCUAAAACACAUGUGAAUAGUUGACUAAUAGAAUCAUUUCUGUAACAUUAGUAUAUCAUUCACUUUUCUUGAAUUAUAGAAUCAUCUUAUCCAGUGACUAUGUAAAAGAGUACUAAAUAUUUUGUGACAGAACAACCAAGUAAUAAAAAUGUAAUUAUAAAAAAAUGAGUAAUCUUAUUUCCACCAAAUAAAACAUUUGAAAAGAAACAAUUGAGUAUUAAUAAAGAUAAUUGACAUAUUUAUAAAUUUAAUAUAUUUGGAAUUUUAAAGUAUUAAAAUUACCCUUUUAAGAAGCUACAUUUUGUUUCUAAACUUGUUUAUUUCACUUCUAAAUUUAAAAAAAAAAUUACUGAACGCUUUAGUGUGUAAAGAGAACAGAAACCCAUUUCCAAAUUUUAGGUGACCUAGUCUAGCUUCUUCCCAAUAAAGAUGGCUACUUACACUGCUGAAAUAGAUAUCUAGGAUUACUAAAAUGAAGAGAAAGAAUUAGAGAAACUAUACUUUAUUAGGCCAUUAGAGGAAAUUAAAAUUGCAUUAUUAAAUGAUACUUUAAUUUUUAAACCAGAUUACCUAAAGAAGCUUUCUACUUCUAAAAAUAGAAGACCGAAAAUAAAUACAAGUAUAUUUAUAAUUAUGGUAAUUUUGAAGUAUUGAGAUGAGGUUUGACAAUAAUUUGAGAUAGCUUCAACAAUUGUUAACAUAAAAAACUCUUGUGAUUUCCUCUGGUGACAGAGUUACAAUUGUUAAUAUUACUGUGGUUGGUUGCCUAUAUUCAUAAUCAAAAGAAAUAUUAAAUUUUUUUAGAGGUUAGUGAAAAUAAGGAUGUCAUUUCUUUUCCCAUUCAAGUUCAUGUUCCCCAGGUUAAGAAACCCAGACGUCGAGUAAACAUCUAGUUAAUCGGAUGUUACCCAGAUUGCACAGUUGAUUUCUUUGGCUAUCUGUUUUAACCAUAUGUCCAUCAGAUCUCCAUUUCAUUUUGUUCAGUGUCAUCAAAGGCUUAGUUUCUCAAAUCUAAUUAAUAUAGAUGAAAUAGGAAACAAUUAGAUAUUUUGAAAGCGUAAGACAACUUUUUAAAUGAUCUUUCUUCGGAGUUUGAAAUGCCAAGUUUCACUGCCUGAAGUUUUAAGUCACCCAAGCUAAGGAGCAGGGAUCAACA
Molecule: messenger RNA, 2812 nt
Organism: Equus quagga
Lineage: Eukaryota; Metazoa; Chordata; Mammalia; Perissodactyla; Equidae
Gene: HACD4
Product: 3-hydroxyacyl-CoA dehydratase 4
Exons: 7
Coding region: 206-793 (195 amino acids)
Biological process (GO): fatty acid elongation; very long-chain fatty acid biosynthetic process; sphingolipid biosynthetic process
Cellular component (GO): endoplasmic reticulum membrane
Molecular function (GO): 3-hydroxyacyl-CoA dehydratase activity
Source: RefSeq, a predicted model, not a curated record